Messenger RNA from Scomber japonicus (chub mackerel), 1201 nucleotides. RefSeq names its product membrane magnesium transporter 1 (gene mmgt1). The record is from RefSeq and is a predicted model, not a curated record. Gene Ontology annotation, cellular component: Golgi apparatus; plasma membrane; EMC complex. The transcript is spliced from 4 exons. Bases 32 to 424 code for a protein of 130 amino acids. Lineage: Eukaryota; Metazoa; Chordata; Actinopteri; Scombriformes; Scombridae.
UGCACGGAGCUCCUCGUCACUCUGGUUGAAGAUGGCCUCGUCGUUUUGGAAAGGGAUUGUCGGUGUCGGACUCUUUGCCUUAGCUCAUGCAGCUUUCUCAGCGGCACAGCAUCGAUCAUACAUGCGACUCACAGAGAAGGAAAAUGAAACACUACCAAUCGACAUUGUAUUACAGACCCUAUUAUCGUUUGUCAUGACCUGUUACGGUAUCGUCCACAUCGCUGGAGAGUUCAAAGACAUGGACGCCUCCUCAGAGCUGAAAAACAAAACAUUCGAUACACUGAGGAAUCACCCAUCUUUUUACCUUUUCAAUCACCGGGGUCGGAUGCUAUUCAGCUCGCCAGAGGAGGAGCCCUCCUCCGUACGCAACCAGCAAGCAGUUCCCAACCCCAUACGGCUACGCAAGCUGGAGCAUUUGCACUGAGACUGGCCUUUCCUGCCUGUAACAUUAUCAACGUCAGAUAAGGGUUUUUUUUUUGUUUUGUUUCUUUUUUCUUUUUUUUUUCUUUUUUUUUUGUUAGACAGAGGGGGCAAAGUGAGAAAUGAUCUUCCUCUUUAAUUUGUAUUUGUACAUAAACUAAUAUGCUGUCUGAAAACAUGCAUCUCUGUCCAUAAAAAGUGGUCACCACCAUAUUCAACACUGACUGUGCCAACCCUUCAGUUUUUCAAGCAGAUUUGUUUGUAUAUACAGUAUGUAAAUGCUUUGGAGUCUUAAGAUACAGAGACAUCUGCCAUUCUCGUCCCUUCUGAACUGAAUUGGGAUACUUGCUGUCCUUCGUACUGUAUAUCCUCUAAAUGAGGGGCAUAAAAAUAACUCCUGUUUCGUUAAUGUAUUAUUUCAACCACACAUCAAGUCUUCAGCAGCCGUCUGGUCAAAAAUGCAGUUUCAAGUGAAAUGAGUUUGUCUGUAUGAACGAGAACCUUUUUAUUUCCUUGAUGAUUUCCUGGAAGCAUAAAGCUCAUCUGUACAUCCUGUAUGCAAUAAAGAGGUUUGAUUUAUGUCACAGGAAAUCAACUCAAGGCGAUAUGUGAGAACAGAAAACAUUAGCCAGCUGUUCUAAUGAUGCUGUGAACACUAGGCUGGAGUAGAAAGUGAUGGUACAUUUUGUUUGGGUGAAGUUGAAUUUUUCCUUCAUUUUACAUUUUGUUAAGAUUUAACAGAUUGUUUUUAAUUUAAUAAAAGCAUACUGAUUUUACAAGG